AUGGCUGCCAGCGGUCCCGACAGGAACGGUCAGGACAGCAUCCUGGAGCCUCUGUGUUUCCCGGAGCGGCCGGCCUGCAGCUGCAGUGCUGUGGGGGUGCAGAGUGGGGGCGCCGAGCUGCUGGUCUGCCUCUUCUGCUCCGAGUCGGUCCCCACACAGCAGAAAGACGCUCUGCUCAGACACCUCCUGCUGGAGCACAAGCUGGUGAUCGCCGACGUCAAACUGAUCGCAGACCUGGCCAAGUACCUGCUGUACUGGAAGGGCCGGUUCAUGGAACAGUCACUCACUGACUUCUGCAGUGUGAUCAAGACCAACUCCACCGGCCCGGUCGAGAAACAGGAAGAGUACUUCCUGCUGUGUGACGUCCUUCCAGAAGACCGACUCUUCAGAGAAAAGCUCCAACAGAAACGACUGGAGGAGGUGCUGGAGCAGCAGCAGAGGGAGAGAGAGGACAGCAGCUUCCAUUGA
Messenger RNA from Salarias fasciatus (jewelled blenny), 468 nucleotides. RefSeq names its product zinc finger protein 277-like. The record is from RefSeq and is a predicted model, not a curated record. Lineage: Eukaryota; Metazoa; Chordata; Actinopteri; Blenniiformes; Blenniidae. Bases 1 to 468 code for a protein of 155 amino acids. The transcript has 5 exons.